Molecule: messenger RNA, 3142 nt
Organism: Danio rerio (zebrafish)
Lineage: Eukaryota; Metazoa; Chordata; Actinopteri; Cypriniformes; Danionidae
Source: RefSeq, a predicted model, not a curated record
AUGGACCCCAGAGUCACUAAAGUAGAGGCUGAGACUGAGAUUCUGUGAGAAAUAAGCAGAAAGAGUUACCUGUGGACAGCAGCAGCAGAACAGUGGAGUUCUUCAUCAUGCUGCUGGGUUUCCUCCUCAUCCUUCAUCUUCAGCUGCUGCUUGUCGCAUCUUCAUCCUCCUCUGAGGAAGACAAGAGCAGCGAGAGAGACGGACAGCACAGUAAAGGUUCUUCUCAUCAGCAUCACUGGGGUUACCAAGAUCAGGACGCAUGGUUAUCUGCAUUUGAACACUGUGGUGGGAAAUCUCAGUCUCCGAUCAACAUUGACACUCAUAAGGUUUUGCAUGAGCCCCGACUGCCCCCCAUUCAGCUGGAUGGUUACGAUCUUACUGGCUCACACUCUCUGACCCUCCUCAACAAUGGACACACAUUGCAGUUGAGUCUGCCCAGCAGCAUGCGCAUCAGGAGGGGAUUUGAUCAAGUUUAUGUCGCAGCUCAGCUUCACUUUCACUGGGGAACCACAGAGGUUCCUGGUUCAGAGCACACCAUAGACAACAUACACUACCCUGCGGAGAUUCACGUGGUCCAUUAUAACUCCAAAUACGCAAAUCUGACGGAGGCAGCUAGUAAAGCUGAUGGAUUGGCAGUGUUAGGAGGAUUCAUAGCUAUUGGCCUUCAUGAAAAUGACAACUAUGAAAAGAUCCUGUCUGCUUUAUCAGACGUCAGCACAGAGGAGUCGCUCACUGUGAUUCCUGGUUUUAAUGUGCGCCACCUUCUGCCGAACAGCUUGGAGAGGUUUUAUAGGUACAGCGGGUCUCUGACGACCCCUCCUUGUCUGCAGACGGUCAGCUGGACUCUCUUCAAUGACUCCAUCAGAGUAUCCAGAAGACAGCUCGCAGCCUUGGAGGAAUCGCUGAAAACUGAACACAACAAGCUUCUGUCCAAAAACUUCAGAGCACCACAACUUUUGCAUGGGAGAAAGAUACAGUCGUCUUUUCACACAUCUGAUAGUGGAAAAACCAGAGGAGCUACACCGACAGAAACACAAGACAAGAAUAUCAAGGAAUCUAGUGCUCAUCCAUCUUUAACAGGGCACAUUCUGGCAGUGACCUUCGGUGUUCUGUUUGCCGCCACGUUCCUGAUCUUCUCCAUUUACACGUAUCGACAGCACAAAAAGUACUCAAAGUUCAAAAAAGACUCCAAGCAAGAUGUCAUUUAUAAACCAGCUCCUAUAGGAAAAGACACUGAUCAAACUACUGUUACUGUCUCGUGAACAAGUCACUUUUAUUGUUGAUGAUUUUUUUAUUUUGUUUUAUUCUGAUUUGUUGUUUAUUUUGGAAUUUCUACAUGUUUGCAAAUUAGUUAAAAAAAAAUGAUUUCAGAUGAUGAAAUUAGAGUAACGCUUUUCUUUUACAACCCACUAAGUACGGUGUAAGUACAGUGAAAUACCAGUGUACUUUUCUGUAAGUAUAGUAUAAGCUGUGGUGGAAUAAGUACUGAAAAAUUAUAUUCAAGUAAAAGUACCGUUACUUGCCCAACAAUGUAGUGCAAGUCGAGUAAAAGUAUGGGUAAAUAGUGGGUCUUUCAAAAGUACUCAAGAGUAGUGGUUAUUAAAAAGUUGCUUUGCAUUUACAUGAAGUUUGUGCAGGGAUGUGAAAACGUAACAUUCUGUAGUGCAUUUAGCAAUCUUCCUAUAUUCGUUUGUUCCAUCCAACUUUCUUCCAUUGUUUGUUUGUUCUGUCCUUCUUUCAUACCUUCAUUUGUUCAUUUCAUCCUUCAUUCAUUGGGUCCUUCCUUUGUUCCUCCCAUCAUUUAUUCAUUUCUUCAUAUUUUUGUUCCUCCCUUCAUUAGGUCCUUUGUUCAUUCCUUUUUAGUUUGUUCAGUUCUUCCUUGAAUCCUUACUUCGUUCAGUUGCUCAUUUGUUUGUUCGUUCGUUUACAUUUGUGUAUCUUUCUUCAUUAGGUACUUUGUUCUGUUCUUCCUUUAUUUGUUUGUUCAUUCCUUCCUCCAUUCCUUUGGCCCUUCCUUUGGUCCUACGUUUGUUCGCUCAUUCGUUUGUUCUUUCGUUCAUAAUUUUUGUUCCUUCCAUCAUAAUGUCCUUUGUUCUGUCCUUCCUUUAUUCGUUUGUUCAUUCCUUCCUUCAUUCCUUUGGCCCUUAUUUCAUUCCUACCUUCAUUUGUUCGCUCAUUCAUUCGUUCUUUUGUUCAUAAUGUUGUUCCUUCCCUCAUUAGGUCCUUUGUUCAUUCAUUUGUACAUUCGUUCAUUUCUUCCUUCCUUAGUUUGUUCAGUCCUUCCUUGAAUCCUUCCUUCAUUCAUUUGGUCCUUCCUUCCUUCAUUAGUUCAGUCCUUUAUUUGUUCGGUCCUUCCAUUUUUCAUUCGUUCCAUUUAGUGAGUGUUUAAAAAAUCACUUUUUUUUUUACAGUCAACAUCUAUUUUCUUAUCAGUGAUAUCCAGUCUUUUAAAAGACUGUGCGUCAAUGUGUGUAAAUAUUUUGAUCAUCUUCUUGGACAUUUUUAAUGCUUCUAAAAUGUUUGCUGCAUUUAUAAAGCGCCCAUGUGUUGAUGUUCAGUAUCAUGUGAUUUACUUUUUAUUGAUCAGACAGGAAUCACAGGACUGAUUUCUCUACUUUAGCCAAUCACCAAGGACAAGAAAGAAUUAAAGUAGUGACUGCAGGUUGAAGGAAAGUAGUGGAGUAAAAGUAUUAAUACUGCACUAAAAAGUACUCAAGGGAAAAUAAAAGUACACAUUUUUAAAACUACUUAGUAAUUUACAAUUUCUGAGAAAAACUACUCAAUUACAGUAGUUUGAGUAUUAGUUACUUCACACCACUGAGUAUGUCUAAAGAACGUAUGUGUAGGUAUAAGGGAACAAACUGAAAUGCCUGGGUACUAUACUUACAGAAAAGUACUGUUCUUUGUUGGUUGUAAAAGAAAGCGUUACCGAAAUUAGUAAAAAAUGUAGAAAAACGUUUUGUUUGUAAAUAUAAAUGCACAGUUUCUUAGCCAAAACUGUUAUACAGUUUCAGAUCUGUGAAAUACCUCUGUUUUAAUGAUAUAUUGCCUUUGUUUUACAGUUUCUUACAGUGGAUUGUAGAUAAAAGCUCAUUUCUUUCAUGGCUUUUUUGUUUUUGGUUUAAUAAAUGUUUCCUUAGUA